Podarcis lilfordi (Lilford's wall lizard) is the source of this 1768-nucleotide messenger RNA. NCBI's taxonomy places the organism in Eukaryota, Metazoa, Chordata, Lepidosauria, Squamata, Lacertidae. The record is from the annotation of a GenBank genome assembly.
AUGCUUUUGUCCCCUGCUCAGUAUGUGGUGUUUGAGAGUGAAUUUAAACAUAGCGCUUCAGCCCUGUCUGAUCCUCAACAUACUGCCAAUGAACUUUAUGGUGCUGGUCAGUUUGCUGAUAUAACUGCCCAAGCAACACUGACACCUGUACAUUUUGUUCGCACCGCGACCUGUGUACAACGCGCCUGUCGGAAAGUGCCUGUUUCUGGGCAACCGCUGAGCUCCUUUGUGAAUAUUAAGCAACAGCAUUCGGAGCCAUACCAUCAGUUUAUAGAUAGAUUGAAAGAAUCAGUCACUAGGCAGAUUGAUAACACCACUGCUCAAAAUGAAUUGAUGAAAAAAUUGGCCUUUGAAAACGCAAACACUGAUUGCAAGAAAGCUUUGCAGUCAAUCAUACAUCGCCCUAAAUAUGAACUGGCCGAUAUGAUUCAAGCUUGUGCGGAUGUCGGUAGCCAGAGCCAUGCGAUGUCCUUGCUUGCCGGCGCAAUCCAAGCAACCUCUAAGCCUACUGGUAACUGCUUUAAUUGCAAGCGCCCAGGCCAUUUUGCCAAGCAAUGCAGAGCCCCUGGCGGGGGGGCACACAAGGAUGGUUCUGCCUCUAAGGCUAAACCUUCUAAAAAAUGCCCGAAAUGUGGCAAAGGCUAUCAUUGGGCUAACCAAUGCAGGAGUUCGGGAAACUCCAUCCCGGCCUCGCUCUCGGGCCAGGAAAAUUAGAGAGAUUUCCACCUUUAACUUCUGCUGCUGCAAACUUUUCAAAUAACACACCCUCUGAAUUUGCAAUUGAUUUGAUCAAUCAAGAGACCAAAGAUUCUGUUCUACCUGGUGAAAUUGUGCUUAUGCCCACUCAAUUGGCAGGUCCCCUGCCUCCUAAAGUCACAGGUUUAAUUUUACCCAAAUUUUCUACGGCAAAGGAAGGAAUCCAGGUUAUUCCUGGAGUUCUGGAUCCUGACUAUGUAGGCACAAUAAUGGUUCAACUCUGGAGCCAUAUGCCCAUGCAAUUAAAAAGGGUGAGUCUUGGGCGCAUUUGGUGGUGCUCCUUCUCAUCCUACUGCUUCUAUUAUGGAUACUAAUUUGCACGAGCUCUCUUCUUUCCCUCCACAGCUGUUAGCUGUAGUCCAGAGGAUUGGUGAGAAGAAGCUUCUUCGUAAGUAUAAAAUCAAUGGUAUUGUGCUGGAAGGCUUGAUUGACACAGGCGCAGACGUUUCUGUAAUUUCUAGUAGUUGCUGGGACCCCACGUGGCCCCUUGAGUCUGCCUCUGCUGUCUGGGGUGUGGGUGGCCCCCAAACCUCUUCCAAAAGCUUACAGUGGCUGCCUGUUUCUCUGCCUGACAGCUCUGAAACCAUUGCUUACAUCCAGCCCUGUGUGCUGAAAAUCCACCUCAAUCUUUGGGGAAGAGACUUACUACAACAAUUACAAGCUACCAUUCAAUUUAAUGAGUAAGCUUGCAUUUCCCCUCAACUGGAAAUCUUCUGGUCGUGUCCUGGCUAUAUGUUUAAUUACAUUCCAGCAAACAUCAGCCAUGGCACACCUUGCUGUUUAAGCCGUUUGUCCAUCAUUUUAUCACUGCAAUACUGAAUUGACUAAUGAUUGUGAUGGUUUUGUCUCUCUUCUCAGUAGGUCUGAAUAUAUCUCUUUAGUUGUUUCUCUCUUAGGAGUCCCUGGAUUGGCUGUACGGAAUCGUAUGAACAUUACUUCUUUAGCUUGUUAUGAAGCAAAAACCCUGAAUUUUACUUCACAACCUCUUCACCUUUUGAAUAAAGAACAAUGA